Messenger RNA from Culicoides brevitarsis, 507 nucleotides. Its product is annotated as trypsin-1-like. Gene Ontology annotation, molecular function: serine-type endopeptidase activity. The transcript is spliced from 2 exons. NCBI's taxonomy places the organism in Eukaryota, Metazoa, Arthropoda, Insecta, Diptera, Ceratopogonidae. The record is from RefSeq and is a predicted model, not a curated record. The coding region runs from base 1 to 507 and encodes 168 amino acids. Gene Ontology annotation, biological process: proteolysis.
AUGCAUCCCGAUUGGGAAGCUUUAGAUAGCUAUGACAAGCAAGACAUGGCCAUAUAUAGAACUUCCACUCCAAUCAAAUUUAAUGAAAAUGUAUUGCCUGUUUGUCUACCAACUUCACCAAAAGAUUAUUCGGGCUCAAAAGCUAUUAUCGCAGGCUGGGGUCUAACUAUUGAGGGAGGCAAAAGUUCACAGCUUUUACAAGAAGCCCGGAUUAAGGUUAUUACUGAAGAUGAAUGUAAAGUUGACACUACAGUAGGCAGUCUUUAUAGCCCUGAUUCAAUGCUUUGUGCGUUUGCUCCUAGCAAGGAUGCUUGCCAAGGUGAUUCUGGUGGUCCGUUAUUUUUACAAACGGGAGCUAAUCGGUAUGAGCAAAUCGGUGUGACUUCGUUCGGUAUUGGCUGCGGAAAAGAUUUGCCAGCAAUCUAUACCAAAGUCUCCACUUCUUUGGAAUGGAUACACAGUGUAAUUAAAAAUGCUGAUACAUGUCAAGAUGCAGAUGCAGCUUAG